AAAUACUGAUAUUGUUUUGAGUUGUGCGCGCAUCAAAACGACUCCUCCCUCAACACACAAACACACAUACACGCGGUCGCGCGCACACACACAGUGAACUCCGCGCGCUUCUCUCUCGGUGUGCUCGUCAGUCUCGCGCUCAGCGCGUGUGGAGAAACAGCAUUGCUGGACCUGAAGGAGUGAUGUGAUUUAGUUCCGCUCUUCUUUAGGAGGAAACGACACUUCGAGAGGAGACACGACGGCGAGAGAACCGAACCGAACCGAGCUCUAACCCAGAACAGUUCCCGUGAGCGCGAGAGAGACGCGCGCCGGACGCGGAGCGAUGGAUUCCUCAGCUCGGCGCUCGCGUGGAAACACAGAUGCACUUUGGACCGGUGGCCACACCUCGUCCCUGAAAGCCCAGCUCGAAGAACCCGCCAUCGCUUGACUGAACACACACCGUCGCAUCUUCAACACAACCCGCCGUUUAUCCUCUCCAACCCUCUCCAUGGCUAAUCUUCUGAGUUACGCGUUGUUCCUGGUCCUCCGGACGUACGCCGCUCCUCCCGAGUUCAUCCAAGUGACUCCGGUCCCGGAAAACCCUGGAAACGAGACGUUCACCCCUUCUUUGAUCCCGCCUCCAGGAACCAGCAAACACGCUCCUCACAGCAUCAUCGUCGGCGUUCGGAAAGGAGGAACGAGAGCGUUGCUGGAAAUGCUGGAUAUCCAUCCCGAAGUGGCAGCGGCCGCCACUGAAGUCCACUUCUUCGACUGGGACGAGAACUACGCCAAAGGCUUCGAUUGGUAUCGCGAACAAAUGCCGUAUUCGUUCCCUCAUCAGAUCACGGUGGAGAAGACGCCGGGGUAUUUCACGUCUCCGGUCGCUCCCGCGCGCAUCCACGCCAUGAACUCGUCCAUCAGACUCUUGCUGAUCCUCAGAGACCCAACGGAGAGAGUCAUCUCGGAUUACACGCAGGUCUACUUCAACCGGCUGGAGAACCACAAGCCCGUUCAGGCCAUCGAGAACAUGCUGGUGAAGAACGGCGCGCUCAACACGCGCUACAAAGCCAUCCAGCGAAGUCUUUACGACGUGCACAUGAGGAACUGGCUCCAGCACUUUCCUCUCGAGCAGAUCCACAUUGUGGACGGGGACACGCUGAUCCACGACCCGCUGCCCGAGCUCCAGCGAGUCGAACGCUUCCUCCAUCUCCCGCCGCGGAUCGUGGCGUCCAACUUCUACUUUAACCAAACCAAAGGCUUCUAUUGCAUCCGUAGUGAUGGACUUGAGCGAUGCCUUCAUGAGUCUAAAGGACGUCCUCAUCCUCCGGUUAACGACGCGGUUCUCCGUCAACUGCGUUCGUAUUUACGCCAACACAACCUAAACUUCUUCCGGCUCAUAGGUCGGAGCUUUAACUGGCAGUAGUGGGAGGGGCUAGAACUUGCAUUUCGACCAAUCAGAGUGGCCGGGUUGCUGAUUGACAGGUGUACAAACUCCUCCCCCUCAGAACAAUCACGAACAAUCGGACGAAUACGAUAUUAAAACAGGGACUGCGAGGGGAAGAUCUUUGCUGUCGAGUGUCUUUGUCGUGACGAAGUUACCCGAGACGAAUUCUCUCUGUUCGUUUGAUAUUCUUGUACUUGAUGAUAAUAAAUGGUUUUGCUUCCUGAA
This is a messenger RNA of Pimephales promelas (fathead minnow), 1648 nucleotides long. RefSeq names its product heparan sulfate (glucosamine) 3-O-sulfotransferase 1-like1 (gene hs3st1l1). NCBI's taxonomy places the organism in Eukaryota, Metazoa, Chordata, Actinopteri, Cypriniformes, Leuciscidae. The record is from RefSeq and is a predicted model, not a curated record. Gene Ontology annotation, molecular function: [heparan sulfate]-glucosamine 3-sulfotransferase activity.